CACUACUUCAAUUAUUGUAUGCAUGCAUGUGAGUCGGCCAUUAAAGAUAGGGUGCCUACUGGAGACUGUUUGCCAAAUAAUGGUCAUCAGGAGAAGGCUACUUCGUCUUCGAACAUGGGUAGAAGCCGAUGUGGCUCAAAGGAGGGAUUGAACAAAGGAACUUGGAGUGCCAUGGAGGACCGGAUCCUCACUGACUACAUCAAAGCUCAUGGAGAAGGGAGGUGGGGGAAGAUUCCCAAGCGAACAGGCCUAAAUCGAUGUGGGAGGAGCUGCCGGCUUCGAUGGCUGAACUACCUGCGGCCAGAUAUCAAGAGGGGGAACAUCUCCCAUGAAGAGGAAGACCUCAUCAUCAGACUCCACAAGCUCUUAGGGAACAGGUGGUCUCUGAUAGCUGGAAGGCUCCCGGGUCGAACAGACAACGAAAUCAAGAACUACUGGAACACAGUCCUGAAGAAGAAGGCGCAAGUUCGGUCAGUUCCAUUAACAAACCUGAUGUGUUCGAACCAAGAUGAAGAGAGGAAGUCCAAGAGCAAAACAAGAGUUCGAGCUCCACCAUUUGAGAAUCCAGCAAGGUGCAGCGAGGCUGAACUGAGUUUAGAUCGGCAUGGCAACCAAACUGUUCAUAAGAAUGAACUCAAGGCGCUCGUGAUGGACGACAUGGCACCAGAGAGUUCUUUGUUAGCUCCUCAAGAUCAUGACCUACUGAACUUAGUGACGGGUUGCAAUACUGACGGUCUAUUCCGCCCGUGUCUCCUUGACUUCGAGCUCUUCCAACUCGUUGGGGACAAUAUCCAACAGGACAUAGGGGACCGUAACAAUGGUAAAUUGUGCGUGCCUUUCGAUGAGAAUGUCAUCUCCAGCGGAGGAAUGUUUGAGAAUUGGAUCGGGACCGACCACAUCCAACCAUAUGGCAGUCUUGAUCUUGGAUCACUGGCUACUUUCUUCGAAUCCGAGUCAUGAAAUCUUGGGCUAUCAAGCACCACGGUUUGAUAGUGGUUUGCAUGUAGAAUUAUGUUACCAUACUUCAGCCCUUUCACCAGUGUUUGUUGUUGUUUAUAUCAAUGCAACUCUUUCACAAGUAUUCGAAUAAAAUUUAACUCCAGUCCUCUAAUA
Phoenix dactylifera (date palm) is the source of this 1113-nucleotide messenger RNA. RefSeq names its product transcription factor MYB1-like. The record is from RefSeq and is a predicted model, not a curated record. Lineage: Eukaryota; Viridiplantae; Streptophyta; Magnoliopsida; Arecales; Arecaceae.